CGGCACGAUUACAACUCUCGGUAGUAUGCCGCCCGACUUGACAACUUCGUUCUCGGAAAGUAUAUCUGAGCUGAACUGUUACAAUGAGCGAAGAGAAAGUCUACGUGAAUUCUGAAGCAACGACUGUUUUGUUGAAAAAGUUAAAUGAUCAGCGUUUGCAGACCAAAGAAUGUGAUUUCCUCCUUACUAAUGGAACCCAAUCACAAAAAGUGCACAGAUGUCUCGCACGCAUUCUAUCCCGGACUAUCGAUGAAACAGUAAAUCGAGAUCCGGAAUGCACGGAAUUUCAUGUGGCGAACAUAUCUGACAGUGCAUUUGAGGCUCUUGUGCAAUACGUCUAUACUUCAGAGCUUACUGUCAAUUCAGAAACAGCUCUGGAACUCUACGGCGCAGCAGAAAUUCUUGGGGUGGACUUCGUAGCGGAAAGUUGCUUGGACUACUUGAGUGGCAGAAUGUCAGUUGAAAAUUGUGUCGACUGUCUGACAUUCGCUGUGAACCGCAAAUGGAUCAUAAUGAGGAAUGAACUGGUAGAAUUUUGCGUACAGAAUUUCGGGGAAUUGAUUUUAACCGAAGGUUUCCUGAAGAUUCCACCUUUGGAAUUCAUUGAAAUUCUUGCAAAUCCUGGACUGUAUGUUUCAAAUGAACUUGCACUAUUCAAUGCAAUGCGCCGCUGGUGUAAUUACGAUUGGGCUAAUCGUGAACAGUACGCUAAAAGGUUAAGUGAGACCAUACGAUAUCAGCUAAUCCAAGUCAGCAGUCUGCUAGAUAUGCUGACGGAUUCGGAUAACUGUUUGUUUCAAGAACAUAUCCGACAAGCUUUGAUCGAAGUCGGGAAACUGGCCGAAGACGGUGUUCAUUCAAAGUGGGAUAGGAAAAGGAAUCCAAUCUCGGAUAUUCGGGACAAAAAUCAAAGUGUUGUUGAAGAUUCAGAACAGUCGAGUCUGCCAGAAACACAAAAGGUCACACUUCCCGGAAGAAUUCCAGUCAUCGCAGUGAUUGGCGGUCGCUCACAGGAAAAGAAGUUACUGCGGGAUAUUAUAUGCUUCCAAAUAAAUGCUGGUGGAAAUUCUGACACCAAACCUAACCUCAGUGUGAACGACGCAUCACUCCCUCUAUCAUUGAACACUUUAUCGAUCCGUUCUCUAAAGAACAUGCCAUGUCCACGCAAAGGAUUCGGAGCCCUAGUGUUCCAAAACAACUUGUUUGUGAUUGGUGGAAAAUCCUCGGGAUCCAUGCAAACAGUCGACGUGUACGAAGCUGCAAAUGACCGCUGGUUCACGGGUCCCCCACUACUUGUUGGACGCAGUUGGCACGGUGUGGCUGAGUGCAAUGGAAACAUUUAUGCCUUUGGCGGAUGCAGUGCCACAGGUGAAGCUUUAUCCCACUGUGAGAUGCUAGAUACACGAACAGGAGCAUGGCAAGCAAUCCCACCAUCUCCCCACCCACGCAUGAGUCACGGGGUUGCCGGUUCUGGAACACAGGCGUUUCUUGUUGGCGGGUUAGGGGAAAAUUCUGUCGACUGCUUUGAUAUCGUCGCUGAGAAGUGGUACGCAGUUGGAAACUUACAAGAAGAACAUGAAGCACCCGGAGUCAUAUGUCACGGUCGAUAUCUCUACGUGUUCGGGGGUGCCGGACGGCAUGGCUCAAUGACAUGCGUGGAACGAUACGAUAUCGAUCGAAAACAGUGGGAUUCCAUGGCUGUCAUGCCUGCUGCCACAGCAUUUUCAGCUACCGCAGUUUUUGAGGAUUUCGUCUUCCUUCUUGGAGGAAGAAGCAACUCCGGACCAUCCCAACGUGUACAGUUGUAUGAUCUAUGUCGGGAUCAAUGGCACAUACUUCCACAACAACUUCCAGCUGCCCGCUCAAGCGGCUGUGCUGUCGUUUUAUAUUCGAACCCCCCUACUGCAGGCCUACGAUGAAUUUUUCGAAAAAUGUAGGACCGAAUUCUGUCCAAUGGAGGUCAGAUGUUUCCCCCUAUCAUUUUCAUCCUACAUGCCGUUCUCUUUCAUUUGUACAAAAUCUUUCCCCCAGCUAAAACUGGCUUUUAUUCCUCUAACUGGGGGGGCGUACUACCUCUCAAGGCUGGCCAAAGCUAGUCUGAGAAGCAGCUUCAG
Molecule: messenger RNA, 2114 nt
Organism: Opisthorchis viverrini
Lineage: Eukaryota; Metazoa; Platyhelminthes; Trematoda; Opisthorchiida; Opisthorchiidae
Exons: 9
Coding region: 84-1919 (611 amino acids)
Molecular function (GO): protein binding
Source: RefSeq, a predicted model, not a curated record